Messenger RNA from Scophthalmus maximus (turbot), 3109 nucleotides. RefSeq names its product phosphatidylinositol 5-phosphate 4-kinase type-2 beta. Gene Ontology annotation, biological process: phosphatidylinositol metabolic process. NCBI's taxonomy places the organism in Eukaryota, Metazoa, Chordata, Actinopteri, Pleuronectiformes, Scophthalmidae. The coding region runs from base 824 to 1996 and encodes 390 amino acids. Gene Ontology annotation, molecular function: phosphatidylinositol kinase activity. The record is from RefSeq and is a predicted model, not a curated record. The transcript is spliced from 10 exons.
ACGGUGAAGCGUGUUUGGGAGCCAAGACGUGGGCUGCUGCUGCUGCUGCUGCUGGGGAGUGGGAGGGGUGUGACAGGCAGCCGCUCCACAGCCGCAGACAGCAGCCCGAACCAUUGUCUAAAUAAACCUGCUCCUGUAGCCUGGUGUCUGCAUCCCACUGCUGCAGCUCGUUUGAUCACACCGGUUCCCUAUUAAUAGAGCAGACAGCACAGCCGAGGCUGCCUACUGCUGUGAGAUGCACAGUGGUGGAGAUUUGACACCUCCAGGUGGAUGACGUCAGAUCCUUAUGUGCAGGGUUGAAACUUUUUGAUUUGCUCUGAAUGGCCGAGCAAGGUGUCGUUUAUUCCCAGGCCCCGUAUUUGGGGGGUUUGGUUGGGUCACUUCUUCGGGUGCGUUGCUGUAAGAUGAGAUACUGAUGCUGUGGCGAUCGAAUCAUUAAACAGAAAUGUGGGUAGUAAACAAACUCCUCCUGGCACACACACACACACACAAGCACACACAAGCACACACAUCAAACAUGCACGUGGCAACUCUGAGAUGGUUAAUUUCCGACAGUGGCAGCAGAUUGGACACUGUGUGUGUGUGUGUGUGUGUGUGUGUGUGUGUGUGACUGACUGCACCCCCUCGGCACUAGCCAAGGAACUAAUGAGGCAGCUGAAGAUAUGGUUAUCACUGCAGCAUCGCCAGUAUUCGGCGGGUGAACUUUGGCAGUGGGUGUGUGGGUGCAGCACACACAGGCCUGGGGAUCUGAGGUGUGGGUGGAAGCUGAUUCAAGACAUCAAACAGACGUUCCCAUCAAAGCUCCCUUUCCUCAAGUCAGAAAAUGUAUGCAUUUUUUAACCGUGCCCGGGCUGCGAUGCCAGGGGGACUUCACUUCCACACACUGUCACCUGGUGUUCAGAUUAACGAGUUAAGUAAUGUGCCUGUACCAGUAAUGCUGAUGCCAGAUGACUUUAAAGCCUACAGUAAGAUCAAAGUGGACAACCACCUAUUUAACAAAGAAAACCUGCCUAGUCGCUUUAAGUUCAAAGAGUACUGUCCCAUGGUGUUCAGAAACCUGAGGGAGAGGUUCUGCAUCGAUGACCAGGACUACCAGAACUCUCUGACGAGGAGCGCCCCGCUCAACAGCGACACCCAGGGUCGCUUCGGCAACCGCUUCCUGUCCAGCUACGACCACCGCUUCGUAAUCAAAACCGUGUCCAGCGAGGACAUCGCUGAGAUGCACAACAUCCUAAAGAAAUAUCACCAGUUUAUAGUGGAGUGUCAUGGCAACACGCUGCUCCCUCAGUUCCUGGGCAUGUACAGGCUAACGGUGGACGGGGUGGAGACCUACAUGGUUGUGACCCGGAAUGUAUUCAGCCAUCGCCUCACUGUACACCGCAAAUAUGACCUGAAGGGGUCUACAGUCUCCAGGGAAGCCAGCGACAAGGAGAAGGCGAAAGAACUCCCCACUUUUAAAGACAACGACUUCUUGAAUGAAGGCCAGAAGCUGCAGAUAGGGGAUGACAACAAGAAGUACUUUUUGGAGAAGCUAAAACGGGAUGUAGAGUUCCUGGCCACCCUGAAGAUCAUGGACUACAGCCUCCUGGUGGGCAUCCAUGACGUGGAGCGGGCAGAGCAGGAGGAGAUGGACGUGGAGGGUGUGGGAGAGGAGGAGGAGUACGAGAACGACGGGAUGGGCGGCGGCGUGCUCACCGGCUCCUUCGGCACGCCUCCGGACAGCCCGGGGAACCCCCUCAACUGCGGGGGGUUCUUCGGCCCCGGGGAGUUUGACCCAUCGGUGGACGUUUACGCAAUCAAGAGCCACGACAGUGCUGUGAAGAAGGAGGUUUACUUCAUGGCCAUCAUCGACAUCCUCACGCACUAUGACGCUAAGAAAAAAGCUGCACAUGCUGCCAAAACUGUGAAACACGGGGCGGGGGCCGAGAUCUCAACAGUGAACCCGGAGCAGUACUCAAAACGAUUCUACGAGUUCAUGUCCAACAUCUUAUCAUAGACUCAUCUCCCAAUCUCCUAAUCCAGCCAGUCACUUCCUGUCAUAGAUCUUUCAAAUGCCACGCACUUAUUUCUCUUCCCCCGCCUCGGCGUUGGUCCAUCCGCCUCCUGCCUCUCUACCCCCCUUUUAAAAAAGCAAAAGAACCUUCCAGUCUCCUCCCUCGGCCAGGACCAGUUUUGGCAGGAUGGAUGCACCAAGUCUGUUACUGUCCCACAGAAACUCACCACCACCCCCCUGGUUCCUUCAUCCACUGCAAGGAAAACUCAUGACAACCCUCACCAAAUUCGGAAAUGACUUCCUGAAAAUCUUCCUGUCCUUUGAAAAAAAAAAAUUAAAAAAAGAAUAAUAAGUUGAUCUGCUCCCCAGUCCUCCCCAGCCACCUUGUUGCCCCUCACGCCAGCACGGAAACUGUCUCACUAAUGCCUUGAACAAGUGUGUCAGCUUCAGCAGUUAACAGUCUGUUAGUACAGUCUCUUCAGUUCCUGUUCAUGUUGUUGUUGUUCUUAUGAUUUAUAAUACGCACACACACACAGAUGUAAAGAACACAAAGAUGCAGAAUGGACAUAUUGCAUGACAAACUCUUCGACAGUCGCCAUCAGGCUUUUCCCUCAGUAGCAAGAAAACAAGAACAGCAGAUAAAUUGGACAGCAGUGGACCAACAUUAAUAUAUAAUGUUGUAUUAAGUAAAUUAAUGCAAUAUCAAAAAUGCAUGGCUGAUGUGUACAUGAGACUCCACCAGUAAGUUGAAACAUCAAACCACUGAAACUUAGCAUCUGAGUGUUAUGACUAAAAUAACAAAACAAAACAAAAACAACAAAAAAAGAGGAAAAAAACAUUGGUGUUUGAAUGUUAAGUUGCCAUAUUGUUUUUGAAUAUUUUUGCAGUUUUAACCGUGAGCUUGGUGGAGGUUGGUCUACGAAAAGAAAAAAAAGAAAUGUUAAAAGGGGAAUUCUGCAGCAAAUACUUAUUACCAUAAGGAUCAUUUUUAUAUCUUGUUUACAUUAAUGUAGCAAUUUUGUGUUUGUAUACAGUAUUGUUUUGUUACCAACAGACAUUAGAAAAAAAAGGUUACUUGAAAAUUAUUCAUUGCAUAUUAAAGGGAGUUUUAUCUUG